Molecule: messenger RNA, 435 nt
Organism: Macrosiphum euphorbiae (potato aphid)
Lineage: Eukaryota; Metazoa; Arthropoda; Insecta; Hemiptera; Aphididae
Source: the annotation of a GenBank genome assembly
AUGGAUCAAGACGAACAGUGUCUGGCGCCGCAGCUGUGCAUCCGUUGCCUGUCGUCGUACGACCGUGGCCGACAAGUCGCAGUCGUAUCCAACUCGGGCGCGUGCACGUGCCCCGACGACGAGACGUGUCCGCACAACAAGAAGACCGCCGCGCUGCACCUGUUGGUCCUCAGGAAAAAAAAGAUAAGUCUGCAGCAUCAGCAGACGUCAUCGACGACGAACAACGAAUCAAACAAGACCAUUGGCUGUGGUGUAGAGGAAUCGGACGACGACGAUGACGACGACUGCUCCUCUUCGUCGUCGUCGUCGUCGUCGUCGUCAUCGAGUAGCACUUCGUCCUGCACCUCGUCCUGCAGCAGUGGCGACACUACUACGUCAGAAUCCGAAGACGAUGGGUCGCGGAUUACCUACUCUUCUGCGAGUCCGUCGCAAUAA